This is a messenger RNA of Galeopterus variegatus (Sunda flying lemur), 2881 nucleotides long. Its product is annotated as ral guanine nucleotide dissociation stimulator-like. Bases 1977 to 2849 code for a protein of 290 amino acids. The transcript has 5 exons. The record is from RefSeq and is a predicted model, not a curated record. NCBI's taxonomy places the organism in Eukaryota, Metazoa, Chordata, Mammalia, Dermoptera, Cynocephalidae.
CAUAUUUAAGCAUUUUGGAAAAAUUAUAUGCAAAUAUAUUUUAUUGAGCCAGGUUUUGUACACUCAGCAAUUGAUAGCUGGCCAAUGGCAUUAACAGCUUUAAUAUUGUCAAAAGGAAAUAUUAAAUAUUCAAAAACUAAAAAUUUUAUUCCAAUUCAUGUUUUCUCUUUUUCAAACAUAUAAGGGAAAGGUUUAUGGAAAACUUGUUGACUAUUGACGAUUAACUGAAGACUUUUUUUAACUGACAAGUUAGUUCAAAAAAUACAGGUUAAAAAUAAACAUAAUGAAAAAUGUCAAGCAUUUGCCACAUGUGCCUCAUUAUUUUUAGGUAUAUGAUGAAUGUCUAACAGAUUACAACUAAUAUUUUUUAAAAUGUGAUACUGGAAUGGAGUUCAAGGUCAAUAUCCCAUACUUACUGAUAGCACUUCACAGAAUAAGUAAGGAAGCCUGGGUGUACAUCCUUUUCCCAUAACCUCCUUCAUCACUCUAUGAAUUAUAUUAGAACUAUUCAUUCUACUAUAAUUAGAACUGAUUCAAAACAGCAUGAAAGCUUUUGCCUGGAAUAGGGUGUUUUUGUGGCAAAGGUUAAUUUUCUUAUGUUCAUUCCAUUAGAACUCAAAGACGGCUGUUUUGCUCAGAUGUUGAACACAUGAAUUGGGACUGUCAAAUUCAAAUUCCACUAAAGUUAAAGCCUAGUUACAAAGAAUUAUGCUUGCAGCUCAAAACCAUUACACUUAACUGUUGGCAUGCAGAAUUGUCAGAACUUAAUCCUGAUUUAUAGGAUUUCCACUGCCAGCAAAUAUUGGGGAAAAUAGGAGAAUCAGAAGAACUCAAAAGAAAUUUCAUCUUUUCAUGAAGAAAAAAAAUUAGGGAUAGAAAUAUUACAAAAAUUACCUUAAUGAGGUUGUGGAGCUAUUUCAAUGAACCACACUGUUGGGAGAAGGAAGAAAUCCUGGCCACGAGGAGGCCUGUGCCUGUCUCUUUCUUCUGUUGUUAUGUUGUCUUUAAUAAGAUACAUUAGCUCUAAAAUGUCCCCUUCUCACAGCCACGCCUCAGCCAGAAGCCAUCCUUCAUCCCAAGAGAGUAUGACGUGGACAGAAGAAUAAGACCAGAGUAUAGAAAAGCAAAGACCAAAUAAAGAAGAGAGAACAGGAAAGGGAAACUGGUGAAGGAAAUGGAGAAGAAAGCAAGUGGAGAAAUUUUAAAAGGCAACGAAUGUGCGGGAAAAGAAAGAAAUUAGAACUGGCCGAGGUCAAAACAGCCUUUUGCAUGCAUAAUGUUCUGAUUGCUUAUGAUUCCUCAUUUUAUUAGAUAAAACACAGUCAAUACAAAAGAAGACAACUUCCCAUUCACCACAGGUACUCAUAACAUUUUAGGGGCAAAUAUUCUUUUUAUAAAUUAUUUUUAGCAAUUAGCCAGUUCCUGCAUUAUGUAGAACAUAAGCAUAUUGCUUUGGCAGCCCUUCUGGCUGGGGAUGAACAGAUCUGCUCUGGCAAACUUGGAAAGUGUGCUCUUUGCACAAACAGUGCUCCCAUGAAGACAUCUACAGCAGACAGGAGAAAGCAACGCUCUUGUUUUUCAACUUGCCACUGGGGAAAGCCAUUGAAGCUACUACUCUUACUAUGGGCACACUCAUAAUACUCUGCUUUUCCUGGAAAAAGAAAAUUCAAAUAUGAUACAGAAGAAAGCUUGGAGUUUGGGGGGUGGUUGUGUGUAAGAGGUGGGGGUGGGGGUGGGGAGGCAUCCUGCAGCAAUUUAUGAAUGCAUUAACAAUUUUUGCUUUAUGUUAAUAAUAGCAUUUUUCUGUUUGAUUUUGGGUUGGGGUUUUUUGUCUGUGAUUUCUAAAACUUUGUAUUUUCUCUCAAGUAUAGUUUGCAGGAUCUGUCGAAUUUCCUGAACAGAUGAUUGGGGAAAAUACACUGGCACUCUUCCUCUAGAGAGAAGAGCAGUCUUCCCUAAGCCCAGAUGCCACCCACAUGGUGUGGCCUUUCCCGACAGACAUGGUGCAGAAGCGGGUGGCGCUCCUGCUGCCCGCUGCCCUGGAUGGCAACCGUUCCUACAUCCACACGUUCCUGUCAAGCUACAGGAACUUUGCCACUCCCCAGCAGGUGCUGGAUCUGCUUUUCCUCAGGUAUGGAAUCAUCCUUUCGGAUUGUCACGGGGAUGGCGGACCCCUGGAGCAGCUAAAAUGUGCCAUGUCCACCAUCGUAAAUAUCUGGCUGGAAUUCCAUUCCAUUGAUUUCCAUGAGCCUCCAGAAUUUCGUUGUUUGAAGUUUCUUUUGGCCUACGUACACAUCAAUCUGCCAGGUUCAGAGGUGGAGCACAAGGCUAAUCUUCUUCUGGCCCAGCUGGAGCACCUGGAGCCCAGUGAGGCAGAGACUGAGGUUCCAGCUUCUGCCCAGGCUGAACAACUGUCCCAAGAGCUAAUGACAUCUUCAGCUCCAGCUCCAGCUCCACCUCCACUGCCAGAGCCAGAGCGUGAACAAGAGCCAGAGCCCAAGCCAGAGCCAGAGCCAGAGCCAGUGCACGAGCAAGAUCCUGAGCCAGAGGAAGAGCAAAAGCAAGAUCAGGAGCAAGAUCCAGGGCCAGAGCCAAGGGAAGACCCAGAACCAGAGCCAGAGGAAGAGCCAGAGCAAGCUCACCUAACCACCCCUGAAACAUCAAAAGAAGUAGAAGAAACAGCAGCACCCAGGGAAGCCCUGGCUCCAGAGCUCCCACAAACACCCUCACCAGUCCCCACUCCAGAGCUCUCCUUCCCCUUCCCUGCCACUGUGCUUGUCCUCGUUUUUGUCUUUGUCCUGCAUCUCCUCAAAUUUUAUCUUUUUGCUUCAUUUAUAUCCCUUGUAUAAAAUAAAGUGUUUUAAUAUUUUCAAAAUUACAA